Messenger RNA from Leptopilina boulardi, 1054 nucleotides. RefSeq names its product EEF1A lysine methyltransferase 2. Gene Ontology annotation, biological process: peptidyl-lysine monomethylation; peptidyl-lysine dimethylation. The coding region runs from base 165 to 815 and encodes 216 amino acids. NCBI's taxonomy places the organism in Eukaryota, Metazoa, Arthropoda, Insecta, Hymenoptera, Figitidae. The record is from RefSeq and is a predicted model, not a curated record. Gene Ontology annotation, cellular component: cytoplasm. The transcript is spliced from 4 exons. Gene Ontology annotation, molecular function: protein-lysine N-methyltransferase activity.
AUAAUUCGAGGUUAGGUUUAAAAACAGGUGAUUGACACGUGUGGACCUAAAAAAAAUAUUUAUAGUCUAUACAAUUGUUAAUUAAAAUAAAUUAAUGAUUUUAUAUUUACUUUAAUACAUUUAGAUUUACAUUAUAGUUUAAAUAAUUAGAAAAAAAUUUUACUAUGGCUAAAGAAUUAGAUCCUUCAGAACUGGGCACUUUGGAAUAUUGGGAAAAGACGUAUGCUUUGGAAAUUGAAAAUUUCAAGGAUCACGGUGACACAGGCGAAAUUUGGUUUGGAAGUGAAAAUGCUUCCAAAGUAAUAAGGUGUAUAAAUUCAAAACUGGAAAUGAAAAAAGAUGACAAAAUAAUUGAUUUAGGUUGUGGUAAUGGAAUGCUUUUGGUUGAUUUAGCUGAAAAUGGUUUUAAAAAUUUAGUAGGAGUAGAUUAUUCACAAAAAGCAAUAAAUCUGGCAAAUUCUGUUUUAAAAGACAGCAAAGUAGAUUGUGUAAAAAUACAAGUGUGUGAUAUACUCGACGAAACAAAUUUAUUAUCAAAUGAUUUUAAACUUGCACACGAUAAAGGUACAUAUGAUGCAAUUAGUCUUCAUCCAGAAAAUCCAAAGGAAAAUCGAUUGAAAUAUAUUAAAAAUAUUCAUAAAAUUCUUUUGCCUGGAGGAUAUUUGCUAUUAACUUCAUGCAAUUGGACGAAGGAUGAAUUAAUAGAACAUUUCAAAGAGAAGUUUAAUUUUCUUCUGGAACUUCCGACAAAAACAUUUUCAUUUGGUGGACAAACUGGAAAUACUGUAACGCAGUUGGUUUUUAUAAAACAAUAAUUAAGAAUAUUUUUUAAUAAUACACGACGUAAGACAGAUUUCGAUUGUUUAACAAAAGCAAAAAUUGAUUUUUUUUAAAAAUAUCAAUUAACUUAUAGUAGUUGAUGUCUAUAAAUUCCGUUAAAGGUAAGAAAAAUUAAUGUACAUUAUAAUAAGCAAAUUUCUUAUUUAGUUUGCAUUAUGAAAUUGUCUUGAAGUUUCUCUAAAUUAUAAGAAAAUAAAGAGCAAAUUUAAGUGCA